GGUUCAGAAACCAAGGGGCUAAACAAACUGUGAUGUCAGGAGUCACUGCGACGGAACAGGAACUCGACAGAUUUUUGGAGGAGAAAUGGAAUUUUUCACUAACAUUUCCAUUCAAUCCUUGCUGGCGAAUGCACCGACUUGAGAAAAUAUUUGCUCGUCUUCGACGAGAAACCCCGCUUCAUCCAUCUCCCUUGAAACGACUAUCAAGGUCACGUGACUUUAACAGCCGUACACUGACAGAUUUAAAGCCUGCGAGCUUUUGAAAGCUUUCUGAAGAUGGGGAUUUGUAUUUCAUCUCCAUCCUCGGACUACGAGAUGGAGCAUUACCUGGGCAGUGGCACCUACGGAGCGGUCGUCCAGAGCAAGAAACUGGCCACCAACGAGACGGUGGCUUUAAAAGUCAUCAAGAACAAGAGAUACAUGGAAAUAGCAAAGAAAGAGGUGGAGAUACUUCAGUACUUGAAGGGACUUGGCUCAGACAAGUUCAACAUCGUCAUGUUGAAUGACUCCUUCACCCAUGUGGGAUGUUACUACAUGGAGUUUGAGAAACUGGAUAUAAAUCUAACGGAUUUCUUGCGGAAGAAGCCACAUCGCUCCCUGGAACAAAAGGAAAUUUGUCCCAUCGUGCACCAGCUGGCCACAGCUCUGGACUUUCUUCAGAGUGUGGGGAUCGUUCAUGCAGACCUAAAGCCAGAAAAUAUCAUGAUUGUGAAUGAAGAACAAAAACCUGCGACGGUCAAAAUCAUUGACUUUGGUUUGGCGCUAAAAAAUCCAGAGGAGCAGAAAGGAGCAGUUCUUCAAACCCUUUGGUACAGAUGUCCAGAGGUCCUGCUGGGAGCUGCCUUUAGUGGAGCGAUAGAUGUUUGGUCCCUGGGUUGCAUUGUUGUGGAAAUGUUUACAGGUUCUGCUUUGUUCCCUGGAGAGGAUGAAAACGAAAUGAUGAAACGCAUUGUCCUCGCCUUUGGAAAUCCACCAGAAUAUCUGCUAAAUUCAGGCCUGAACACCAUGCAAUUCUUCAUCAAAAAUGAUGGAGAAGAGGAACCAUGUGGCCAGUGGACAUUGAGGAAAGACACUGAAAUAAGAAACGUAAACUGCAUUCCACAGAGGACUCUGAAUUUCCUCAACAUGUUGCGUGAAAACAUGUCAGAUGAAAAUGCAGGUGAAAGGGAGCGAGAUAGUUUUGUCAAGCUGGUAGCAGACAUGCUGAAGGUGGAUUCAGCCAAAAGGAUCUCACCGAGUGAAAUUCUUCUGCAUCCGUUUGUCGCCAAGAGCCGUCUGGCGGACAAUCGCAUCCAUGAGAAGUCCUCCAGCAGUGCUGGCAGUAAAACAAAAAUAGACCAAAAUGAUAACGCAGAAUCUGGAAACAGAAGCCCAGACGCCAUCCCAGCUAAAAGGAGAAAGGAAUGUGAGGAUGUGGAGAUGACAUGUCCACAGACGAGCCCAUCAAUGUCACCUUCACAGAAAUGACAAAGAGAUGAUGUUGUGACAUAGAUGAAAUCGGAUGAAACCUCAGCAAAGAAGAGGAGAAUAAACCGUAACACAGUGACCAAAGAGAGCAAAACUUGUUCUGCCUCAUCAUUUACAGUGGGAUCGCGACGUCAGGAAGAGGAGGAUGGACGAUGAAGAGGCUUCAGAAUCAGACAAAGCCUUCCCUGAUAAGAAAAGGAAGAGAGGCUGACUCUCUGGCUUUGGGGGGGAAAAAAAACUAUUUUUGUCGACAGUCGUCGCCUUAAUGCUUUCAGAUGGUCAUUUAAAUAAGAAACAUAAACUCUCUUCCUGCUGGCUCUUAUCCUCACUCAGACUUUUGACAAGUCUCUCGGACUGUGUGUGGGGCUUCUUUCUGUUUCAAAUGAUCAGGAAAUAACUUUGAAUGACUGAUCUGUAGUUCUUCCUCGGCCCCAUGUUGAACCUUUUGUUGACGAAGCACUCAACAUUGGAACAGUACUUUGUCCUGCAUUUCUUACGGCCGCAUAAGAAGUCCAACCUGCCUCAGGGGUCGAGGGUCAUCGAACAAUCCCACAUGGACAGAUGAUCGGUGUCGCUGGCCUUUCCUUCAUGCCCACAGGACUUGUACCGGGCAGCUAACACCUCUCUUGUCUACACACAUCCCUGACGUGAUGUGUCCGGCAAGGCAGUACAAAGCUCUAUAUGCAAAUAGCCGUACACCACAGAUGACUGCUGUUGUGAACUAGAACGAA
This is a messenger RNA of Poeciliopsis prolifica (blackstripe livebearer), 2198 nucleotides long. RefSeq names its product homeodomain-interacting protein kinase 2-like. Gene Ontology annotation, molecular function: ATP binding; transcription coactivator activity; protein tyrosine kinase activity. Gene Ontology annotation, biological process: intrinsic apoptotic signaling pathway in response to DNA damage by p53 class mediator; peptidyl-serine phosphorylation; peptidyl-threonine phosphorylation. Lineage: Eukaryota; Metazoa; Chordata; Actinopteri; Cyprinodontiformes; Poeciliidae. Gene Ontology annotation, cellular component: PML body; cytoplasm; nucleus. The transcript has 11 exons. The record is from RefSeq and is a predicted model, not a curated record. Bases 277 to 1467 code for a protein of 396 amino acids.